Messenger RNA from Ceraceosorus guamensis, 351 nucleotides. RefSeq lists its product as hypothetical. NCBI's taxonomy places the organism in Eukaryota, Fungi, Basidiomycota, Exobasidiomycetes, Ceraceosorales, Ceraceosoraceae. The record is from RefSeq and is a predicted model, not a curated record. The transcript has 3 exons. The coding region runs from base 1 to 351 and encodes 116 amino acids.
AUGGGCAACACCACCGCCCACAUCAAGUACGCUGGCUGCGUGCAUCGCAACGAGGCAACUCCUGCGAUGCGCAAUGCUGAGGAUGAGGAGGACGCCCGCUCGCGCUGCACUUGUCGCGGCCAAUGGAGACGGGACGGGUGGUCCGCAUAUACGCUCAUCGACGCAUUCAACGCUACUUCAACUCGCGAGUGGAGAAGGUUGGAUUUGGAGCAAGACUGCGAGCGGUUCCUAGUGGCUUUCAUCACCGAUUUGCUCCAGGAGCAGAUCACUCUGCAGUUCAAGAGCUUUUUCUUGCAACGGGAGUUCAUAGCGGAGGUUGGCAACAACCGCAGGAGCGUCGAGCAGAUGUAG